AUGUUGGGGUCAGAGGCUCGUAAGUCAGCGGUCAGCGAUGAGAAUGAGACGGAAUUGUUGGAUAAGAAGAAGAUCACGGCAGCAUCGUGCGUGGAGGAGACUUCUGAAAUGCGCCGGAAACAGAUUGACACCUGUUGGUUCAACAUACAGGAUGUCUUCAUGGAUCCAGAUAGUAGAGCAGCGUAUCUCUGGAUGGUUGUGGUCACCGUGGCAGUGAUCUACAACUGGUUCUUCGUCAUCCUCCGGAUCGCCUUCGAGGACAUGCGGGAGUAUGUGACCUCUGGCACGAACAGGUUUCCCUUCCUGGACACGCUGUGUGACAUCAUCUAUUUCCUGGACGUCGGAGUCCAAUCAAGAACCGCCUACUUAGAAGAAGGAUGCUUAGUGCGCGACCUUCGACAGACGGUGCGGCACUACUACAACAGGCCUCACUUUUUGCUGGACCUGAUGUCAGUCCUACCCAUGCCCACCAUGGUGGAGCUGGCAUCUCAAUUUCGUCUCAAGCUCCACUUCUUGUUAAAUGCUGAGAAGGCAGGUAUACCUAUUUGUCGUCUGCUAAGACUUCUCAAGUACCAUUCAAUGUUUAAAUUUUUCGAGAAAACUGACAGUCGCACCAACAGCCCUAACAUCCUUCGGGCUUUCAAGCUGUCCUUGUACAUGUGGCUGGUCGUCCACUGGACUGGAUGCUUGUAUUACAUCUUGUCUCAGUAUGAAGGUCUGGGCACCAACGACUGGGUGUAUCCAAGCGGCCCUGCUUUUGCAUCCUUCAGAAGGAAAUACUUGCUGUGUAUGUACUGGUCCUUGAUGACUCUGACAACGAUUGGAGAACGAGCCUCUCCCGUCACUGACAUUGAGUAUAUCUUCACGGGGAUGACGUUUCUCGUCGGCGUCUUUGUCUUCGCUACUGUCGUUGGCAACGUUGGCGAUGUCAUCAGCAACAUGAAUUCUGCCAGGCACGAUUUUCAAGCCAAGAUGGACCAAAUCAAGUUUUAUUUGAAUCAGCGCAAGGUGCCCGAGCAUUUGCAAGACAGCAUCAAGCGGUGGGCGGAGUACACCUGGAACAGAAACAUGGCCAUCGACGACCCCACCGUGCUGGAGCUGCUGCCCACUCGCCUACGUACCGAGGUAGCCAUCCACGUGCACCUGGCCACCCUCAAGAAGGUGCGCAUAUUCAAACAGUGCGAAGAGAAUUUGCUGCACGAACUGGUCCUGAAGCUCCGGCCUUCGAUAUACUCACCAGGGGAAUACAUCUGUCGCAUUGGAGAGAUCGGGCGGGAAAUGUACAUAAUCAAUCAUGGCAAAGUGGAGAUCCUGCUUCCAGAUCCCGUGACAGAUGCGGAGAAGCAAGUGGCCAUCAUGACGGCCGGCAACUAUUUCGGAGAAAUCUCACUUCUGCAGCUGGACGAAGGGCAAAACAAACGAACAGCUGACGUGCGGUCCAUCGGUUUCUCGGAGCUUCUGUGCCUGUCACGUCAGGAUCUCAUGUCUGCGUUAACCGACUACCCUGAAGCAAGGAAGAUUCUGGAAGCUCAAGCCAGACAGAGGAUACAGCAGACUAAGCGAUCAUCAUUGAAUGGUGUGACGGGACAAGCACCGUCAAACCCUGACCAAAGCAGUUGUGCCUCAGAAAAUUCUCCUUCCCGCGUUGUGAAGUCUCUGGUGGACGUCAUGAAAUCGGAGGGCUUUUAUAAACUCUUCGAUGGCAAAGCCGCCCAAGAACUGACCGAGCUGAGGAUCCUUCUCAAGGAGCUGAAGGAAGUCAAAACCUAUUUGGCAGAUGCCACGCUCACCCAGUUAAAACGUCACUGCACGACCCUAGAAGCUGGUCUCAAGUCAAAGGAAGAAGAGCUUCAGCGCUUGCGUGCCCAGCUGACGAACCAAAGAAUAUCGCAAAAGGGAGGCAGCGGUGUCACCUCUGACGUCAGUACCACUUCCCUGGCUUCGCCAACUCUCUCGUCGCUCAGUGCCGGCAUUAUCUCUUCGCCCUCCCCUCGCUGCCUGCGGAUAUCGGACACCAACCCUCGGAUGAUGGAGCGCCUGGUCGUCAGGGCGUGCGGAGGAGACAGCGAAUCUUCCGGACCCUCGACUAAAGGGAAGAUAGAGUCUGCCAGCACCGCGCGAGCCCUUUCCAAACCAAUGUCCACGUUGGUCAAGGUUAUGCCUCCUUACGCCUCUGUCACGCCUCUCCGCCCGAAAGUGAGUCUUCCUGACUAUUUAAACUCCGACUCAACGACGAAACACCAAAAGAACGACAACACCAAUAAGGAUUCGGGGACAGACGUCUCUCACAUGACCCCGGAGAGCUCUAGAACUUCGUUCUUGUCCAGGCGUAUCCGUACAAGAGAACGAGAUCCCAUCAUACAGACGAGCGCAAGUUUUACAGCGAAAGCACCUCCAAUCCCAAGUCGAGAAAACAGAGACCGGAGCUCUUUCUCCUUCUCCAGACUCGAGAGGCAUCAUCUUGAGGGGAGCUACCCCUAUUUUCUCGCUGAUCGAGGGGGUGACGCCGUGUCGUUUCUAUCUCAUCCUGGUGCUCAGACCUCAUUCUGCUCUUCCAUGGGCUCUGUCGUGGGCAGCCGUUCCAGUUUCGAGAUCGUAUCUCCUGCACUGAUUGACAAGGAGCAGGCACCUAGUUUUAAGAAGAAAGAGGUAGAAUACGAGGAGGAUGCAACAAAAGAGAAACCCACAAAAGCCGUAGAGGAAGUUGCUUCAAAAGAAGUGAAAGUCAAUACCACUUCCUCUGAAUCUUCGACCCAGGACACUAGCACGAGCAACUCUACGACGUCGUCUACCAACACCCAUUCAGGAAACAAACCGGCAAGGCCACGUCCAAAGUAUAAGCCUUUGGAAAACCCGGGAUAUAGUUCCUCAAUUCUUAUGCAAGGAAACACUAAUGAUGAGAUGCUGAAUGAAGCGCAAACUGAUAAGCCUAGCGAGGAGGCUGAUAUUGCAGAGAACGUCACACUCAGUACGGCACCAGAGAGUGCUCUAGCUAAAGGUGAUGAUACCACGUCUUCGGUUGAUGUCAGGGAGCAGGAACCGACUAUCUUGAGUGAAAGUGAGAUCACCCAGUCUGACAAAGUAGCUCGGCAUGAGGAAUCCAGCAGCCAGAGCGGUUCCUGCACCGACGUUUUAGGGGAAAAAACUCCAGAUCAAGAACUUCCAGGAGCGAAUGCACAGUAAAUUUCAGAAGGUUCGGAAAAACUAUGGGAUUUCCCCAAACCAUGUUUGAGCUGUCUGAGUAUGGACACAGCGAGGAUUUCUCUUCCUGCGAGACCAGUCCUUUGACAGGCCUUGUAAUGGAUCCGAUCACCACCACCAUCACAGCUGCGCAGUCUUCACAGUCGGUAUCGUGUGUCGAGGAAAACGAUGGAGGCAGAGAGAGGGGCUUAGACCGGCAUCGUCGGAGGAAGACUGUAGAACGCACUGUAAAUCAUACGUUGUGUGAGAAUUCUGUAGUGGAUCAGCAAGAGAAGAUCCAGGAUAGCGAUUGCACGACUGAAGGAGAGAGUAUGCAGCACGACGCACAGCUGAUCACCCAAGCGAAGAAACCUUUGAAAACCUGCAGGAAAAUUGACGACAAGCAAUUAUCCGCCCUGCUUGCAAAGAGACGAGAAAUUAUUACAGACAAAUGUGCCAUCGACCUGGCUGAAGGCCCUGAUAACGGUUUAAAAACUCAAAACGAGAAAUCCUGGGAAAAUUCGCCUGUCCAGCAGUCAGAAAAUGGGCAGCAAACACAUGUACCUUGUCCAUCAAAAGAUAGUUACAAACGUUUUAGCUUGGUAUUAAUACUAGCAGCACAAUAAUACCCUCUGGCUCCUUGACCUUUGAGGGGCUUGGUGUUCAGGGUCAGAGUCGUUCUCCGUUCAGUUUGCAUCCUUUACUUCGGACAUUAGAAACAGAAGGUGCAGAAUCGACCCACCUCACCGCUUGUUCAACUUACGCAGUAGAAGCCAAGAAAAUUGAAAAUCAACCGAAGGUUUUUGCUCACAAAAGGCAUUACUCUAUGAAUGCAGAUAAUGCAAAAAAAGAAACUCCCGAUUCGGUCCCUGGCGAGGUUAAUACAAAAGAAAACGUACAUCCGGAAUCGACUAAUGGCACCUCAGAAUCCUUCGAAGUAAAAAUCAGAGUUUGUGGAGGUAUUUCUUCUAGUACAACCGUUGAAGUCACAUCGUCUAGUCCUGACGAUGGCACUCAGUCGACCACUGUCUCUUCAGGAAUGAUCUCAGAGGACAUGAUUUCUGCAGAAAUCGAUGCCAUUGCAGAUGGUAACAUAAACCCAACAGUGUCUGACUCACCUCUAGCCUCACCGCAUUCCUCGUCUGAAAAUUCAGAAUCCCUUUCCCCGCCUCUCUCCCCCAAGAAAUCCAAAAAGGUUCGAAAACGUUACAGACCGCUAGAUAGGGUCUUCCCUAUCGGCCUGAGCGCGUUGAGAUCGGGCGCCACUGAAGACCAAGGUGCACGAAAUAUCGCAGCUGACCUUUCAGAAGAGACGAUGUCCAAUACCACUUGUCCAUCUGAAGCAAAUGCCCUGACCAUGCUGCGUCGUCGCCAGUGUGCUUCAGGGUUUCGCAGGCGAAGCCUGAGCAGGAGCCAAGACGCCGGUUCAGCGUCUAGCGACAGCUCCAUUUCUUCCUCUCCCGAAGUCUCCCGGCGAAUGUCUGGGGCCCUAGAGUCUGGCAGUUGUUCACCCAAGAAGCAGAGGUUCAGCAGCAGAUUAUCUCCACUCAUCUCCGUGUUCGAAGACAAGAAGAAAAACGCGCUUAUGCGCUGGAUGCAGGAAAACAGUGAAUCAUCAGACCAACAGCAGGACACAUCAGGCGAGGAACAAGGCUCAACCUUUGACAAACCUCCAACGGACGACACCACGUCCAGUUCUGAGUUUAGCGAAGCCUCCCCCGAAGCAAACUCGUCUUCCUCUUUUGUGCGCGGAUCCGCGCUUGUAGAAAAGGGGGUGAAAGGGAAGAGCACACACUCCAGUCUAGCUCUCAAGCGUCGGGCAUUGAGGAGAAAACAAAGUUGCAAGCCUUUAACUAUCAUGAACAAGAAGGACGAACCAAGAAACCAUUACGAACAAUACGGCCAACCAAGGGGAAGAGCCAACGUCAUCCAAACAGUCUUCAAAGGUAGUGACGAUCGCAGACCACGCAACGGAGAGUUCUAGAAACUCCAUAAACAUGUCUGUCGAUUUGAGGGAGAUAUCGCAGGCACAAGAUCCCAAGCCUGUUGCACCUGCCCAAAAAGAGGUAGCUGAUGAAGAACACUUGCCAGAAAUUUCUGGACAUCGCACUGUGAAGCGGUUGAGUGAAUGCGCCUUACAAGUGUAUGCUGCAACGAGCAGACCAGGGGAUCUCGAAAAACAGGAUGAAGAGGUGUUUCAAAUCCCAGAGAUCUCUACCCGAGCCACGUUGUCCAGUCUCACAUUAACACAGUCUAACGUCUCUCUCUACAUGGAACUAACGGAUGACGAGACAAAGGAAUGUCCUACGGAAGAAUCUGAUUCUUGUACUCCUUCAGGCUCUGGGAGCAGCUGGUCUGCUUCUCUCAGCAGACACCCCCUGUAAAUUGUACACCGUAUACAGUGUCAACGUUCGACAACCUUGCAGAUUAUUACAAGAGCACGAAAGAAUACCAACCAAUGCAUUCCAAGGGUCGACUAUCUUACAAAAAUGAUGAAGAUGUGUUGACGGAAUCUGACGUCAGCCAACCAUUAUUAUACAGAAAUCCGGAGAACGUAAGUCGCCAUUACGAAGACGAAUCCGAAAUUUCCUCGCUCUGCCAUCACAAUACGUCAGCUCAUGCACACCCGAGCGAGCUCUUUAGAGAGCAGGUUAGACUGGAGAUGGAAGAAAACGCAGAAGAAUUGGCCGACUCUUUUCUCGUUCAUCAGAACAAAUCUGCCAGUGCAAGAAGACAAAAACGUUUCUUGAUGCUGGGAUUGCUCAGCGAAAUCGAAACAGGGAUGGACGGCUGUAACGUGGAAGAUGGGGACAAUGGUGGCGUGCAGCAAGGGGCGGAGGACGAGGGGAACGAGCUUGCUUGCUCGGCCUUUCAAACCUUGGGGAGAGUCUUGGACAUCCAAACGGAACCCUCGUUGUCCCCCAGGGACACCAGCGUUGAGGUCGGGGAAGAAACAGAGAAUGCAGUAGGAACAGCAGAUGGAGGAGCUGAGAGUUGUUGCUCAGAAGGAUCACCUAUGACUUUGUCCGAGUUUCAUGUAGCGUGGGACGAAAGGUCGGACGAGAGCAAUUUUAUCUGCAACAGUUAUAGUCUCGGGUUUGAUACCGACAGUCUCACGGAUCUGUAGAGCUUGUGUUUAAGUCCCACAAAGUCAUCAUCUGCCUUAACACUGUCUCUGACAGUUGGUUUCUGAAUCAAUCCUCUAUUCUAAUGUAGUUCAAUACUGAUUGAACUGGUUAGAAAAAUAAACGGUGUGUGUGAGUGUGUGCGUGUGUGUGUGUGUCCGCGCGCGCAUUGUAAGGAAAGGCUGUCAAACAAGUCUGAUUAAGUCACUUGUGGAGACAAAACUUGUCUACUGUCCUCAUAUAUUUUUCUAUGCGCCUAAAUCUAUUUGGCAGACAGGUCUGGUUUUGCUCAAUUCUUUCCUUCAAUGUAUCCCUCAAAGUAUGCUCGUCUGAGGUCAGAUCAGUCUCAGUUUGUUGUCUGUUCGCUCAACAUUUAUGCUUCCCUAUGUGAAGUGAAAAUUGCUAGGCUAGCCAUGCAGCUAUCACCGAGCUAUCCUAAGUUAGCCUGGCCUCCAGAUUUUGUUCUUUAUGGAGCCCAUGCAUUGGCAAAAGGCGUUGAGAAUAUUUGUGGUCCAGGCUAACGCUAUGGCGCUGCUUCCUGUCGAAGCUCUACUCCUGCUAGGUAAAAUAAUGUCUGAAGUUGUGACAGGUAAGACAGGUAAGAUAGCUAUCUGACUGGUCUCUAAAAACCGGACCGGGACCCAAAAUGUUUCCAUUUUCUUUUUGAAUGAGACACAGGUCAGUUCUCACCUUUAGAUGGAGGUUAAAGAACAGUACUAAAUGGCAGUUAAACUAAAUCACCGAUACUCGGGGUCUCGGGUGAAAUGUUUGUUGUUAGAAGUCAAGUGUGCAACACUUCUCAAAGCGGUGAGUGAUUAGUAAAUAAGUUGGACUCAGCCACAUAUUUUUUUUCUUAAGCUGGCUGCAUCACGUGAAGCGUUUAGCUGGCGCCUAGCGACCCUUCGUGCAUCUGACCUCAGAUGAUCCCCUCGUGAGUGAGUGUCCGUCUGUCUAUCCCUGUCUUCCUCCACCCCCCAUAAUGUAUGCAUCAAUCGACUGAGGUAAACCUGAGAAACAGUUCCAUGUUUGUAGACCUUAUUUUUAUUUACCAAAACAGAAGUGAAAAUGCUAAACGCAUUGCUAAUAUUUAAUGUAAGCUAUAUCUUCAAACUGCUGAGUAAAAACUUUGUAAACUUUAAAAGCCAUCUUGGACUGUUGCACAUUUGGAUUGUCACUAACAAACUGUUGCCAGUAAUAAUGGAUUUUAGUUGGCCGCUACUGCAAACCUCAAGAGAAAAGCAACCCAAAGUUUUGCGUGUCCUUUGUCUUCUUGGAGCAAAGGAUGAGAAAAGACGUAGUCAGCACGAAGCAGACUGGAUCUCUCCACAAGUUUGUUUCGUGUAUUUCAUUAAGGCUGGAGGGGUAAUGUGUAAUGAGUAAUGUGUCAAUAAAUGGCAAUGAUGACA
Molecule: messenger RNA, 7711 nt
Organism: Pomacea canaliculata
Lineage: Eukaryota; Metazoa; Mollusca; Gastropoda; Architaenioglossa; Ampullariidae
Product: cGMP-gated cation channel alpha-1-like
Exons: 22
Coding region: 1-3183 (1060 amino acids)
Biological process (GO): transmembrane transport; monoatomic ion transport
Cellular component (GO): membrane
Molecular function (GO): protein-containing complex binding; monoatomic ion channel activity
Source: RefSeq, a predicted model, not a curated record